This is a messenger RNA of Aspergillus pseudonomiae, 319 nucleotides long. RefSeq lists its product as uncharacterized. The record is from RefSeq and is a predicted model, not a curated record. The transcript has a single exon. Lineage: Eukaryota; Fungi; Ascomycota; Eurotiomycetes; Eurotiales; Aspergillaceae. The coding region runs from base 23 to 238 and encodes 71 amino acids.
UUUGACAGGAGCUCAGGAUCCUAUGGGUCUCCCCCCGCUUUUUUCUUUCCUCCCUUUAAGAUAUGUCCUUAUACAGCCCGUGACGGGUCAGAAGAUUGCCUUUAGAGGUGAACCCAGGCUGUCCGAAGACAUCAAAAAGCUAAUCUAUUCUAUAAAUUAUCGGAGCUGGAUAGACUCUAAGCUAGAAGCCAUGGUUCCUGUGAACGGAAUAACGGUCACUAUUGGUCUCAAAGAGUAGGAAGCAUUUUCCAAGGAAGUUAUUCAUAGGCACCGGGAAGCUUCCAUUUCCGAUAUUGGGAUCUAGCUUCCAAGUUCUCGC